AUGGCGUUUCAGCUCAUUGCCUCAUACAAUCGUGCCUUAAAUUCUCGUCCUCUGCUAACUAAGUCAAUUUCAACAUUCUUUAUUAUCGGGGCAAGUGAUGCAUUGAGUCAAUACAUUGAAAGUAGGCUUCAAAAAAAAUCUUACAUCCAAAAUUUUGAUAUGAAACGAUGCUUUAAAUUAAGCUGCUAUGGAGCCUUUUAUCUAGCUCCACUUCUUCAUGGAUGGUAUGGAUUUCUAGCUAAGAAAUUCCCAGCUCCAGGAAUGGCAUCGACUCUAAAGAAGUUAUCACUAGAUCAAACGUUCUUUUGCUCAUUAAGCAUAUGGUCAUUUUUUACGGCUGUAACUCUUUUUAAUGGUGGCACUUUGAAACAAGGAUAUGAAAAAAUACAAAAAGAUUAUUGGGAGACUCUAAUUGUCAACUGAAAAGUGUGGCCAGCUGCAAUGAUGAUUAAUUUUUCGUUUAUACCUUUGCAUACACAAGUGAUUUUUGUAAACUUUAUUGCUCUCUUUUGAAACUCCUAUUUAUCAUAUAUAUCAAACUUUAAAAAUUAA
Molecule: messenger RNA, 552 nt
Organism: Blepharisma stoltei
Lineage: Eukaryota; Ciliophora; Heterotrichea; Heterotrichida; Blepharismidae
Source: the annotation of a GenBank genome assembly